AUGAAGGUUGCAAUUCAACUAGAUCGGCCGACAAGCGAUCAGGACCCUCUCUUCACGAGUUUGGAUUAUGUUCGCGGCAAUGUCAUCCUCUCCUUGCAGCGUGCGGAUGCAGUGUCCAGGGUCACUGUGGUCCUCUCAGGAACUCUCUUCAGCAGUGUUGUGGCUGCCGCGACUAAUCCAUUAGAUGGCACCUUACACGCCAUGAAUACGCACAAGCUCUUUGAGGUUGACCAGCCAAUCUUCCCUCCACCUGAUUUUCCAGCCACAUCAAAAGGCUUUUCUCUACCGAAAGGCUCAAAUGUCUUCCCAUUCGUCCUCCGCUUUCCAAUCUUAUCAACCUGCAGCGACACGAACCAUGAUUGGAUCAAGCACCUCAAUACCUCCUUACCUCCGUCCACCAAAGUCCAGGCGCCCAAUAAUGUCGCCACCGGAGAAGUAAAAUACUCCAUUAAAGUCAAAGUUGAGCGCCCCGGGCGCUUCAAGCCCGACCUGACUUCACAGCUGGAGCUGAGAUUCAUGCCUCUAGACCCUUCAUUACCACCACCAAUGCUGAAUCCUGUUUCAGCCAGGACAUCUAGAUCGCUGUUGCGGACCUCUUCGAGAAGUAGCCCUCCUUCAUCACCACCGGUUUCUGAUCGGCUAGAUAAUAGCGUCAUCACUUUCGAAGCGUCGCUGCCAUCGCCGGCUGUACUUCAUACGAAGCAUCACUUACCUCUCACUAUUUCCGCUAUUAUCAAAUCUGGUUCAAGGAUACCUGGGUCGUCGGUGUAUCUCAGGUCACUUGCUCUAUGUUUGCGAAUAGAGACGAUUAUUACAGUCGGACCUAAUUCAACCACAUGGCCGUCUCUUGACGAGCUUCUCAACUUGUCUGGACUCCAGAUUGAGCUAAGCGAGGCGUUUCCAGGACAAGGGGAAGUAGAUCGUGAACUUUGGAAAGAUGUCAUUAUUCCGGAGAUAAAUCCUAGUUUUACAAGCUGUACACUUGUGCAGCAACAUUUUCUAGUCGUCGCAGGAGGAUUUUCAUACGGCACAGAGGGCUCGGUUCAGAUUAUCAAAACAUCAAUCAAUAUUGAUGUCCAUACAGGAAUCAAGCCAAAUGUAAGACUAGAUGAGCUUAACGGGGAUGAAGUUGAAGAAGCACCGUUUAUACCCUGGCGAGUUGGAUCCGAGAGGCACUUAGGCAUAAUGAGGAGGACAGAUUCGGUGUCCACGGAUGUGCCACCACCAGCUUAUUCAUAA
Molecule: messenger RNA, 1239 nt
Organism: Cadophora gregata
Lineage: Eukaryota; Fungi; Ascomycota; Leotiomycetes; Helotiales; Ploettnerulaceae
Exons: 4
Coding region: 1-1239 (412 amino acids)
Source: RefSeq, a predicted model, not a curated record